This is a messenger RNA of Emys orbicularis (European pond turtle), 429 nucleotides long. Its product is annotated as cystatin-like. The record is from RefSeq and is a predicted model, not a curated record. Gene Ontology annotation, molecular function: cysteine-type endopeptidase inhibitor activity. The coding region runs from base 1 to 429 and encodes 142 amino acids. Gene Ontology annotation, cellular component: extracellular exosome. The transcript is spliced from 3 exons. NCBI's taxonomy places the organism in Eukaryota, Metazoa, Chordata, Testudines, Emydidae.
AUGGUGUUCCCUGCAGCAGUGGCAGAUCCCUGGCUUUGCUUGCUGCUCCUCCUGGGGGUUCCCCUCACUCUGGGGACCUCUAUUGCUGGGGGGCUGCACAAUGUGCCAGUUUCAGACCCAGAAGUCCAGCAGGCGGCGCAAGUAGCCGUAAAGACCUACAACGACCUCAAUAAUUGCAUGUACUACACCCAGGGGGAGAAGGUGCUGAGCGCCCAGAGACAGGUCAUGUCUGGGAUCAUGCUACAUCUGACCAUGGAGCUGGUGGAGACACUGUGCAGAAAAAGCCAAGGUGGCAUUGUGGAUCUUAACAAGUGCCUCCUGCCGCCCCCAUCCCAGCAGAAGAAAGUGCGCUGUAACUUCCAGAUCUGGUCUCAGCCCUGGCUCAGGAGGACAGAGAUAAACUUUCGCUGCAAUUCUGGCUGUCACUGA